Molecule: messenger RNA, 93 nt
Organism: Linum tenue
Lineage: Eukaryota; Viridiplantae; Streptophyta; Magnoliopsida; Malpighiales; Linaceae
Source: the annotation of a GenBank genome assembly
AUGUCGACUUCGCUGAGAAGGUCGCAAACAAACUUUCCAAGUUUGUUCCAGAGAACAUCAACGCUCACCUUCUUGUGUCCAAUAUAUAUAUAA